CUGUGCGAUGUCGCGGGGUCAGGGGCUGAUCUCUCCAAGUUUACAGAAGAGACAGGAAACCGCGAAAGAACGCCAGGAAUGUCGGUGUUUGGCCGCCGCUCCGCUCCGCCGCUCGGACGUCACGGCUCUUCUGCGGGUAUAAGAGCGGCCGCCUGGCCGCCUCAGACAGGCAACACGGAUCUUCCCCUGCAGCGGCACGGAUCAGCCACUGAAGAUCAACCGUCUCCCCGACUCCGAAAGGAACCGAGAGAAGAAGAGACUCACCGAUCGGAGAGCACACGCAGACGCUGCUGUGAAGAUUUUACUUCUUAGAAGAAAAGUUAACGCUACUGAAGAAAAGCAGAAUGUCAACUGGAACGAACAACUUCAAAAUGAUCUCUUUCCUUUGUCUCACACUGGUCUCCUUGGUUUGGGCUCAGGAGUGCAGCGGGCGGUGCAGCUGCCCCGAGGCCCCUCCUCGCUGUGCCCCGGGGGUGCCGCUGCUGACCGACGCCUGUGGCUGCUGCAAGGUGUGCGCCAGGCAGAGGGGUGAGCUCUGCACCGAGAGGGACGUUUGCGAUCCCAAAAAGGGGCUCCACUGUGACUUCACCUCCCCCUCCGAGCCCAGGACCGGAGUCUGCGCAGCGAAAGAGGGCGCGGCGUGUGAGUUCAGGGGCGUGACGUACAGGAGCGGGGAGUCCUUCCAGAGCAGCUGCAAGUACCAGUGCACCUGCCUGGAUGGGGCGGUGGCCUGCGUGCCCCUCUGUGGCAUGGACAUCCGCCUCCCCAGCCCCGACUGCCCCGCCCCGCGCCGCGUCAAGCUGCCCGGCAAGUGCUGCGAGGAGUGGGUGUGCGAGCCACGCCCCGCCCAACUUCACAGCUUCCUCGGCCCCGCCCUCGCCGCGUACAGAGAGGAGGAGACCUUCGGGCCGGACCCAGCCCCGAUGAGGCAGAACUGCCUGCUCCAGGCCACCGAGUGGAGCGCCUGCUCAAAGACCUGCGGCAUGGGCAUGUCCACCCGCGUCACCAACGACAACCGCGAGUGCCGGCUGGAGAAGCAGACCCGCCUGUGUAUGGUGCGGCCGUGCAGCUCGCACCCGGAGCAGAGCGCCAAGAAAGGGAAAAAGUGCCACCGCAGCCUGCAGGCGUCAGAGCCAAUGAGGUUCGAGUUCUCGGGCUGCGUGUCGGUGAAGGCCUACAGGCCCAGUUUCUGCGGGGCGUGCUCCGACGGCCGCUGCUGCUCGCCCCACAAAACCGCCACGCUGCCCGUGGACUUCAGCUGCCCCGGCGGCCGCGUCACCACCCAGCAGAUGAUGUUCGUCAAGACCUGCUCAUGCCACCGCAACUGCCCGAGCGAGAACGACGUGCUGGGCGCUGCCCACCGUGCGUGAGCAGACCGCCGUGCGUGAGCAGACCGCCGUGCGUGAGCAGACCGCCGUGCUUGAGCAGUCCACCGCUAACGCCGCGCGCCCCGACCGACGAGCGACACCACCUUUCACUUGAAGCCAGCAGACAUCCGUCUCACCUGCAGCACAAUAUUUGUUGUUUUUUAGGUCUAGUUCCUUUGCUUUUGUGUGUUUUUGGUUGCUUUACAUUAUAUAGUUAAGAAAGAUACCAAACCACAUGUUUAUGCAAAAAAGACUGUAUGUUUGAGCAUAUUAAUAGAAGGUGAUAUUAUGUAAGACAUUCACUUUGAAGGAGUUAUGAAAGACAAGAGGGCUCUCCAGCCCUGUCAGAGACACUUCAUUAUACUUCCACUGUCUAACAGCCCCUGUGCUGUUACGGACCAGCCAAUCACAGCUCUCUUCUCUCUGAACUGUGGGCAACUGGCUUACUUCCUCUUACCACUGUCAGAAAAACAGGUGCAGGUGUAGGCCAAAGGAAACAUACCCACCACAGACCUGCGGUAUUAGAUUUAACCCAAAGGAAUCCUACUGACCAUAAAGCUACUGUAUUAGAUUUAGCCCAAAGGAAACAUACCCACCACAGACCUGCGGUAUUAGAUUUAACCCAAAGGAAUCCUACUGACCACAAAGCUACUGUAUUAGAUUUAACCCAAAGGAAUCCUACUGACCACAAAGCUACUGUAUUAGAAUAUGCUUAGUAAGUGAUCAGUAAUCGGUACUGAUCUUUCCUGAAACAGUAUUGAUAGCACUUUUACAGCCCCCUGCUCUUACAAUUAAAAAUGUGCUUUGAAAGUCUGAUGGGACACCAACAAAAAAAAAAACUUUUUAUAUCCUGAGAGGAUAAUCCAAUUUACCUGACAAAGACUGGAUAAUGUACAACUUUCCAAUAACUGUAAAUAUUGUAUAUAUUUCUGUACAGUUCCUAAGUUAAGUUAAUUUAAAGCCAAUGUAAUGUUUACAUUCUUUGAUUUGACUUGACAGUUUGCUUGUCAGAGUGAUUGCACUUUUGACAGUCUGCUUGCACCACGACUGAGAAGUUGUGAGCAGAGCGUUGCACGUUUUCAUUCGAACU
Messenger RNA from Megalops cyprinoides (Indo-Pacific tarpon), 2457 nucleotides. RefSeq names its product CCN family member 2-like. Gene Ontology annotation, molecular function: heparin binding; integrin binding. Gene Ontology annotation, biological process: signal transduction; cell adhesion. Bases 345 to 1370 code for a protein of 341 amino acids. Lineage: Eukaryota; Metazoa; Chordata; Actinopteri; Elopiformes; Megalopidae. The transcript is spliced from 5 exons. Gene Ontology annotation, cellular component: extracellular matrix; extracellular region. The record is from RefSeq and is a predicted model, not a curated record.